AGGACUAGGGGAAAAAAAUGCAGGCCCUCCUUCUCGAAGCUAUAAUCAAUCCAAGGGUUCGGUUCGUGCAGCUCCUUCGAGGGUCCGAUUCGCAAAAGGGCCCCCCUCCCCCCCACAGCGCAUCAAAUUUAUUGCACUGCUCUGCUGCCUCUCAUGAAUGGCGUUUAUUUAAGUCUCCACCCUCCGCCCCGGGGAACUCUUUUCUGUGUAUCGCGGAAUUUUUUGGGUUCUCGGGCUCCGCCGCGAUCCCAUCCCCAUCCCCGCCUUGCCGUUGCCGUUGCCGGCCCCCCCGGUUCUCCCGGAGCUUUCUUUCUGGCCGGCGCAGUAGAGAAGCAAGACAGAAUUGCGGCGGCGCCUGCCCGCGCAAAGACGGAUGGACAUCGGCAUUCGCAAACGCAGCCUUUUGUCCUCCAUUCUGGAGAACAGGAAGCAUACACUUUUUUUUUGUCUGGGUGGAUCGCAGUAUUUGACUUGUAAUAUUUAUUUCUCUUCUUCUUUUUUCUUUUCUUUUGCAGGAAAUAAUCAGCACUGUUUGCCAAAGGCAGCUCCUGACGCAUGGCUAGUACUUAAGGAUACUUUAUGUGCAGUGCAGACCAUGAAGAUAGAUGACGAAAGGCCUUACCAAACUCAUAUUUUUCAUGAUCUUGCAUCUAACGGCAGUCCUAAAUUAGACUGUGAGGCUGAAAGACAAAGUAAUCACAAGGUUGAGGCAGAUAAAAUGGUUGAGCAAACCAAUCAAUCUGAAGUUAGCUUUGUGAAGGCUGAGCAUCUGAAUGGAGGUAAAAUUCGGAAGACACGCAUUGAGGAUUACUCCUAUGACAAGGAUGUUGUAGAGAUCAAACUGCCAGACACAGAUCUUUCUUCUGAUUACGGUGUCCAUUUUGUCAAGGAUGUCUGCAUUGAUGAAGGAGUUCUUCCAGAUCAAAAGAUUUCAUCAGAAAAGCAAGUAGACCAAAAGGUGUCUAUAAACUUUGAUUCCUCGGAAUAUACAAACGGGGACCUAAGGGAAGAUAUAAGUGCUGACUCUACAAAAACUGCACAUGAAUUAAAAACAGAAAUAGUUGUCCUACCUGUCCUGUGUGAUACUCAUAACAAUAAUACUGUGGAACAGAACUCCUCAUGCAAAAAGCAGGAUCUUGAAGAUAACAAUACUACAGAUGUAUCUACCGAUUCUCACGAUGAGGGAUUAAAUCCCAAACAAUUACCAUUUCAUGAAGUUGCACAAGAUUACCAGGAGGUUGACAGUGUCAUUCCGGAGAGCAAUGAAAAUCAGGACCGGCUUUUCACUGGAGAUGCAACCCAUCAGGUUUCAUCGAAUGAUUGUUAUGAAGCUGGAAUUGGUAUCGCGUCAGAGGCCAGUAACAUCAUUCACAAUGAUUUACCAGAAGAAUCAGCCGCUGCUGAUUUCCCGGUGGUGAUACCUGAGGAAGUUGCUGUCACUGCUGCAUUGGGUAUGGAAGUAUCCAACCAAGUUAAUCACUAUAACCCUUUUAUUGCCUAUGGAUCGCUAGACGAGACAUGGGAACCCAAUCUCUCUCUCCCUACUACUGUGGAUGCCGCUUCUAUAGCACCCAUAUGUCCUGUCGAAAAGACAGAUAGUUUUAGUGAUCUUGUCAACAGGCCACUGGAAGGAUUUGAUCCUAUUGAACUAGACGAAGCUAUAAUUGAAGAGAACAGGUCAGAUUCAGUUGAAGAAAGCUCAAGCACAUUGGACGUGCAAGCAUCUGAACAACGCGAUGAUCAGAGAGAGAGUCUCACUAAUAAUGACGUGAAAACUGAUGCAGCACAUGAAACGGGCACCGCUAUAUCUCUAUCCACCAGCAAUGGAGAGCACAGUGGCGUCAAGGGUGAGAAAUGUCAGAAACAUGAGACUGAUGGUCGAGAUACAGAUGAUUUCAACCCAAGAGAUGUGGAGCCUGGCACAAAAGUAAGCGAGGACACAACGGAUGUUAAGAGCUCAGCUCAUGUGCAGACAGAAUCUGUGGUUCAACAAAACGGACCUGAUAGCGCGAAAGUGACUACUGCACAGACUGUUAUUCGCAACCCCUUCGAGUCCAGCUUCUCUGGACCUAGCAUUACGUCAGGUCCUCUAACGCCCUCUGGUCACAUACCAUAUUCUGGCAACAUUUCUCUUCGAUCAGAGAGCAGCACAACGAGUACUCGAUCCUUCGCGUUUCCAGUACUACAGAACGAGUGGAACAGCAGCCCCGUGAAGAUGGCCAAGGCCGACCGCAGGCGUCAGAAGGAAGACCGAGGCUGGGGUUACAGAAUCCUUUGCUGUAAAUUCUGAAUGGCGCUUGCCUCCCCUGCAUCCUUUUUGCCUGUCGAGUUGAGCCCUUCGUCUCUGUCAUGCUUGAGCCCCGUGGAGGUCCAUGUUAAAUUCAUUCAUCAAAUGUUUCUCUCCUCUCCUCUCCUCUUGUCUUUCUGCUCCCCUGCUGUUCUUAUUUAUCUCUAGCAGGUUAAUGGCUUGUCGGAUUCGGUAGUGGCUUGUAAUUUACAGAACACUAUGAAGAGUGAGGACUCAAGUCAUAGCUUUGGUAUAGAAUUUGCGGAUACUUGUUCGAGUAUUAUUCCGGAUGAAUGAACAUCCAUUCAUGUGGGGUGAAUGGCGGCCAUUUGAGCCGUGAGCCCGUGAUACAGGCAUAUGCAGUAAAAUGGUGCGCAUACAUGUAAA
Molecule: messenger RNA, 2674 nt
Organism: Zea mays
Lineage: Eukaryota; Viridiplantae; Streptophyta; Magnoliopsida; Poales; Poaceae
Exons: 5
Coding region: 374-2290 (638 amino acids)
Biological process (GO): regulation of asymmetric cell division
Source: RefSeq, a predicted model, not a curated record